AUGAAGGUUUUGGUCUUGGGUUCCACUGGGAGACUCGGCUCCCGUGUUUUGUCGGCUCUGUUAGCGCGAGGACAUUCCGUCGUCGCCUUUGCGCGCGAUUCAUCAAAACUCCCUCCCAGCAUUAUCUCUCAACUUCUGGCCGUGGAGCUCGGGGACGCGACAAAAAGUGCCGAUAUCACAGCUGCUGGAAACAAACACCAAUGCGAUGCCAUCGUCAAUACAGCUGGCUAUGCUGCCAUGGCUCCUUGGGGGAAAAGUGACCUUCCUUCAAUCGUGGAUGCUGCCAUUGCCGCUGCCUUAGAGAUGGGUCAAAAACGCGAAGCUCCAUUGCGAAUGUGGUUCCUCGGAGGACUCGGUCUCUUGGACAUCCCUAAUAGCAAUUAUCGAAUCGUGGACUAG
Molecule: messenger RNA, 399 nt
Organism: Penicillium verhagenii
Lineage: Eukaryota; Fungi; Ascomycota; Eurotiomycetes; Eurotiales; Aspergillaceae
Exons: 1
Coding region: 1-399 (132 amino acids)
Source: RefSeq, a predicted model, not a curated record